CGACAUUCGCUCUGCAUGAGUCCUACUGAAGUACGCAGCAGGACGAGCAGUGCAACUUUUUAGUACGACAGUCUGGCUUAGUUAGGUGGCCGAUUAGCUAACUAAACUACACUAUUGUGGAACUAAGUGGUAGUUGUGAAAACAACAUGCUGAACCCUGCAAACGGGGAAUCACUACAUGUUGUCUCAAAGUACGUCCAGGAAUAUUUGGAUCUUGUCGAAUCGCUACCAUUGGACCUUCAAAGAUGUGUUUCUUUGAUGAGGGAAAUAGACGGAAAAUAUCAAGAGAUCCUGAAGGAGCUGAAUGAUGCUUAUGAGAAACACCGGCAAGAAUCAGACCCAGUUCAGAGACGCCGUCUUCUCCACUGCAUUCAACGGUCUUUGAUCCGCACUGAAGAACUAGGAGAUGAGAAGAUCCAGAUUGCAGGUCAGAUGGUGGAACUGGUGGAGAACCGCAGUCGACAGUUUGAGUGGCAAGUGGAGCUUGUCCAGGCCUGCCAGAGCUCACCUGAGAGUGCUGUGUCUGUGGGCAGCGCAUCUUCUGCUGCUAUAACGACAGUAAACAUGACACCACUUUCCACUCCACUGUUGCCACUGGCCAAACCAAGCGCAGACAGAAAGCGAGAUGAGACACUAGGGUCAGUGGAAAAGGCAGGAGGGAAACGCUCACGAAGGCAAAAAAGUGGAUCAGAGAACCGGGAAAACUCCAGCUAUGGCUUGGACCACAGUGAAGACCUCAGCAUAGGAACACCAAAAGAGAAAAAACCCAAGACUUCAUCCUCAUCAUCAUCAUCAUCAAAAAAGAAAAAGAGGUCUAAAGCCAAACAGGAGCAAGAGGCAUCUCCAGCUGACCUUCCCAUUGAUCCAAACGAACCCACUUACUGCCUGUGUGAGCAAGUAUCUUAUGGAGAAAUGAUCUGCUGCGAUAAUGAUAAAUGCCCAAUAGAGUGGUUUCACUUUUCCUGUGUGGGCCUUCACCAUAAGCCCAAGGGAAAAUGGUAUUGCCCAAAGUGCAGAGGAGAGAAUGAGAAGACCAUGGACAAAGCCCUAGAAAGGUCCAAAAAGGAACGGGCAUACAAUCGGUAGUCUCUUAAGUUAGUGCCAGUCAUCUUACCUAUUUUGAGUAUGUGAUAUUCUUUAUACAGUCUGUUCAAAAUGGACGAGAGUUACAUUCAGUUCAUUCAGUGUUUUGUAAGAGAACCAUUCAAGGUUUUCACUGUUCACUGUGAUUUGUAUCUGGUUCUACUCAGUUAUACAGGAGUAUUUUGCUAAUGGUUACAUGGGUUUAUAGGACUGCAAAAGGGUUCAUUACAUAAAUCUAAAUACUUGUACACGUCUUGUAGACCUGACUUUUACCAGUUUUAUAUUCCUACUUUUCAUCUCAUUGUCAGCACUGCAAUAAAACCAAUUUGAAGGUUUUAUGUCAUUCCUUGCAGUAUUUAGUGCAAAAACCACCAACAUAAAAUUCUACAUUUAAAGACAUUGUGCAUACAGUUUCCAUUUUGGCAACUUGUCCUGUUGUUGACCAGAGUAUGCACUUAAUUCAGAUCUACUACACUUUGAAGGUAUCGUUUCUCCAUUAGAAUGUACAGAAGAAAGCACAGAUGCUACAGCUGUUGAUAAGCUACAUCAGACCACUAGAAAUAAAAUUAAUUCUGAUACCAAGUGUCAUUAGUACAGUACUGCAGCUCAAGCCUGGGGGAAUCUAAUUUUUUAUUCUCAGUAUUUACAAGUGCUCUCAACCAGUGCAAAAUCUGUACAUAUAUUCAGUUGUCUCUUAUAUACAAGAUUACUGAACUAACUAUGGGCACACACUCAGGCAUUCAUGCAUGUAACAGUAUACCACACGGAAGCAAAGGACUGGCAAAAGGAAAUAAAAAUAUAGCAAAAAACUAGAGGGUGAUUAUUGUUUCCAGGUAAAUGCCCAAAGGCAUUUUAACUUAAACAUAUUGUGAUCAGUGUUACUUCAUAAUACAGAACUGAGCAAACACUGCACCAUAUCCAGGAACUGCUGUGAGCUUUUCAUUGUAUUGAAUAAGUUGGGUGCCCUUGCUUCACAUUCCAACAUUUCAGUCUUGUAUUCCAGUUUACAAUCUCAUCCCAUCCUCAACAUAUGGAUAUCAUGUUGCAACACUCAACAUUU
This is a messenger RNA of Electrophorus electricus (electric eel), 2142 nucleotides long. RefSeq names its product inhibitor of growth family, member 1 (gene ing1). The record is from RefSeq and is a predicted model, not a curated record. Gene Ontology annotation, cellular component: nucleus. Lineage: Eukaryota; Metazoa; Chordata; Actinopteri; Gymnotiformes; Gymnotidae. Gene Ontology annotation, biological process: positive regulation of DNA-templated transcription.